This is a messenger RNA of Vigna radiata var. radiata (mung bean), 552 nucleotides long. RefSeq lists its product as uncharacterized. The transcript has a single exon. The annotation marks the transcript as partial. The record is from RefSeq and is a predicted model, not a curated record. Lineage: Eukaryota; Viridiplantae; Streptophyta; Magnoliopsida; Fabales; Fabaceae.
AUGGUGUAUGUUGAUGAUAUUGUUAUUACAGGGAAUGACAUCACUAGAAUUACUCAACUGAAGAAUCAUUUGUUCAACCACUUUCAGACUAAAGAUCUGGGUCGUCUAAAAUACUUUCUUGGUAUUGAAGUGGCACAGUCAAAAGAAGCUGUCAUCAUUUCACAAAGGAAAUAUGCUCUUGAUAUUUUAGAGGAAACAGGCUUGACAAAUUGCAAGCCCAUUGAUAGUCCUAUGGACUCGUAUCAAAAGUUAAUGAGAGAUCAAGGUGAACCUUUCUCAGACCCAGAGAGAUAUAGAAGGUUGGUUGGAAAACUCAUAUAUCUCACAAUAACAAGACCUGAUCUUUCUUAUCCAGUGGGGAUUGUGAGUCAAUUUAUGCAGAAUCCACAUGUUGACCAUUGGAAUGCAGUGAUUCGCAUUCUCAGAUACAUAAAAGGAAAUCCAGGACAGGGAUUGUUGUAUGAGGAUAAGGGAAGCACUCAGAUUGAAAGAUAUUGUGAUGCAGAUUGGGCUGGUUCUCCAAUUGAUCGAAGAUCUACUACAGGAUAUUGU